CGAAAUUCGAGAUUUGACAACACAGUGACAAUUUCAGCUACCGAAUCUUUUGCAUAGUCAUUUUAUCAAAAACAACUCAUUUGCGAGACAAUUACUUCAUAAAAUAAAUUAUUAAAUACAACAAUAUUCAACAAUAUUUCACGAUGACCGUCACGAACCGGAUGGAAAUCGACGCCGCACUAAAGGGAGAAGGCUUUCGUUCUUACUAUAUUCAAAAGAUAGAAGAAUUACAAUUGAUUGUUGCAGAAAAGAGUCAAAAUUUACGACGUUUGCAAGCCCAGCGUAAUGAGCUAAAUGCAAAAGUACGUAUGCUGCGUGAAGAGCUUCAGUUAUUGCAAGAACAAGGCAGUUAUGUCGGCGAGGUGGUGAAACCAAUGGAUAAAAAGAAAGUGCUGGUAAAAGUACAUCCGGAAGGAAAAUUUGUGGUUGAUAUUGAUAAAAAUAUCGAUAUCAAUGAUGUUACUCCCAACUGCCGUGUAGCACUUAGAAACGAGAGCUAUACUCUUCAUAAAAUUUUGCCAAAUAAAGUCGAUCCAUUGGUAUCCCUUAUGAUGGUUGAAAAAGUCCCUGACUCGACUUAUGAAAUGGUAGGAGGACUCGACAAACAAAUUAAAGAAAUCAAGGAAGUUAUUGAAUUACCAGUGAAGCAUCCAGAGUUAUUCGACGCUUUAGGCAUAGCUCAACCAAAGGGCGUACUUCUCUAUGGACCACCUGGCACAGGAAAAACACUUUUGGCUCGAGCAGUAGCCCAUCAUACUGAAUGUACAUUUAUUCGAGUAUCUGGGUCGGAAUUGGUACAAAAAUUCAUUGGCGAAGGUUCACGUAUGGUUCGUGAGCUGUUCGUAAUGGCACGUGAACACGCUCCAUCUAUAAUUUUUAUGGAUGAAAUUGAUUCAAUUGGUUCCUCAAGAAUCGAAUCCGGUUCUGGCGGUGACUCCGAAGUGCAACGUACAAUGUUAGAGUUGCUUAAUCAAUUGGAUGGAUUUGAAGCUACAAAGAACAUUAAAGUAAUUAUGGCAACGAACCGCAUUGAUAUUCUUGAUCCAGCUCUUCUUCGACCAGGCCGUAUUGAUCGUAAGAUUGAAUUUCCUCCACCAAACGAGGAAGCACGUCUGGAUAUUUUGAAAAUUCACUCGCGGAAAAUGAAUUUAACCAGAGGUAUAAAUUUACGAAAAAUUGCAGAACUGAUGCCAGGAGCAUCGGGUGCUGAAGUAAAAGGUGUUUGUACUGAGGCAGGUAUGUAUGCCCUACGUGAACGACGUGUACAUGUCACCCAAGAAGACUUUGAAAUGGCGGUUGCGAAAGUAAUGCAGAAAGAUUCGGAAAAGAAUAUGUCGAUUAAAAAAUUGUGGAAAUAAAUUUUUUAAAUUAAAUGAAAAUGUCUAUUUCAAAUAUAGAAUUUAUAAAAAACAUA
Zeugodacus cucurbitae (melon fly) is the source of this 1414-nucleotide messenger RNA. It is a transcript of the gene Rpt6, whose product is annotated as 26S proteasome regulatory subunit 8. Gene Ontology annotation, cellular component: proteasome regulatory particle, base subcomplex. The transcript is spliced from 3 exons. Gene Ontology annotation, molecular function: ATP hydrolysis activity; proteasome-activating activity; ATP binding. Gene Ontology annotation, biological process: proteasome-mediated ubiquitin-dependent protein catabolic process. NCBI's taxonomy places the organism in Eukaryota, Metazoa, Arthropoda, Insecta, Diptera, Tephritidae. The record is from RefSeq and is a predicted model, not a curated record. The coding region runs from base 144 to 1358 and encodes 404 amino acids.